AUGUAUUUCAAAGCCCACGUCCGUGUAAAUCCUUAUCCAGAAUGUCCCUACUUAGUGCUUGCGGAUGAGGGCCCCAACCUCAUGCACUUACCAGGACUUACUUCUAUUUCAUGGCCUCAACACAAUCGUUCAAACCUCACUCGGAGGGCGGUGAGAACUGGAUUUGACCUAGCACUGAGCGAAGGCCAAUACAACAGCUUGGAAACGCUUCUCCGAGUGUUCGAGGACGUAAUGAUCUCCUUGAAGCUGCAGAAUCAGUGGUUUCUAGAUAGUGGCAGUCUGAUAGGUUCCCUUCGUCAUCACGAGAUCAUUCCGUGGGACGAUGACAUUGAUGUUCGUGUCGACAUACACCACCGUGAAAGGAUUCUAUCCGCUCUGCGAAAACACCCAUCUGAGUUGAGAACGUACAAGAUGUCCAACCAUGACAAACUCUACUUCAGACCAAUGAAGGAAAAUAAGAGUGUGGACUCGAGAACGAUUGGCAGUUUUAAUUUCUCGCAUGUGCCAUGGGCGUGGCCAUUCAUUGACAUUUUCUACUACAGACGGAGAUUUAGUGGCAUGACAUUAGAGUUUGUGCGAGAAUCGAAGCACUAUGACGUUCAUCAAAUAUUUCCAGUCACAUACCGACCCUUUGGACAGCAUUGGUAUCCGGCACCUCGCAAUCCCGUGCAUGUGCUUUCCUCAUACUACUCCUCCAAUAACCACCUUUGCUUGUCUCACCACUGGUCACACGCUACAGAAAAAGGCGUUUCACCAAGUUCUGUACCAUGCAGUUCGUUGUCCCACUUGCAUGCAUUUGUCCAACGCUGUCCCAUUGCAAAGAGUGGCAGUAGGUGGAAAGACCUGCGACUCUGUGACGAGCAUUUGGUUGAUGGCAGCGGUCGCAGCAUACACACGAUACGGACUUUACUGCGUCGUGACGAGAUUGAGUCGCCAUUCUUUGCUGUGAAGCACGCCUCUUUCUCUUGCCCCUAG
Molecule: messenger RNA, 975 nt
Organism: Hydatigera taeniaeformis
Lineage: Eukaryota; Metazoa; Platyhelminthes; Cestoda; Cyclophyllidea; Taeniidae
Source: the annotation of a GenBank genome assembly